UGAAUACACAAUUUCAGGAACCAAAUUGACACCCAAGGAUGAAAGUAGAUGACACUACAACUUCAAGGACCAAAUAUACUAUUCACUCUUUUUUGUUCCCUUUAUUUGUUUUUGGCCAUUGAUAACAUAUUAACAUCCAAUAAAAGUUGUGCUUCAUUCAACGAAACGGUGAGCAAUUCAUGAUUCAUCGAUAACCCUCUUUGCUUCUCCAUCGUUGUUGUUCAUCAAACACAGAUUUUUAUCCAAAUCAUCAUCGAUUGCAUCAAAUUUCACAGAGAACAACGUCAUUAGGUUUAUCUCUCGUUCUUCUUUCCUCUGUUGUUCCUUAGUUGAUGUAAUUCUCUUGAAGAAUUUUGAGAGAGUGUGGACAUUGAUUUUUAGGGUUUUGUUUCGGGAUCAUAUUGUACGAAUCGAUUGGGGGUUUGAUUCAAUCAACUUCAUCGCUUGCAAAUUUUCACUCUAUUAUCAUAUGAAUUCACCUGUAGGUAGCUUUUGCUUUAGGAUUUCUCGGUUUGUAGGAUCUGGUCUAGGAUUUGAUUGGUUUUUAUGGUUUCAUAUGAAUUUACAUGAACUUUUACUUUAUAGGGUAUUGGAAUUUUUUCAAGGUUGAUUUUCAUCUGAAGAUUUCAGGGGAAAGUUAGGUAAUGGCAUGUUAUUGUAUGCCAAUUUGAUGACACUUAGGUAAUGAAACUUAGGUCAUGACACAUGUGCUCAAUGAUUACAAAGGCAGAGAAAAAAGUUGGUAUUUUUACAUGAAGUAGCAAGGAUGCAAGCUUAAUGUUGGCUAGUUUAAAUUGGCCUGGAAGUUUUACAUUUUCAUUAUCAGUUAAACUGUUUUAGAUAAAAUGACUUAGGAGCAUUCACAUUUUAGAAUUUGCUUUUGAGUUAUUAUCAGUUUGUGUUCUAACUUCUAAGCAGGGUUUUGUUGUGGAUGACUUCUGGUCUGAAAUUCAUAUUUUUUUGUUUGUGAUCUGUACUCUUUAUUAGGGCAUUAAUUGUUAAUAUACAACACUACAUUCUUUUUGUAAGUUUUAAAUGACAUCAUAUAUCAGAACGAAAUAAACUCAGUCAGACUUUAAAUUUAACUGCAUCAUCUGAAAAUCUUUUUAGCUUGCUUGUCAAACAGUGAGUUGCUGUAAGCUACACCAUUUCUCUUGGCUGUUAUCUAAUGGAUAAGGGACCACCUCAUAGCCUUUUUGUUAAUGAUGGUUCGUUCAUGGCGAGGUUCAAGCAGCUUCAACAAGAGCAGGGGAAGGGGAAGAAUACCAAAUUAGAGGAUUCUAAACCAAUUAAAGUUGUUUCUAGACCGCUGACUCCUAAUCCUUCCAUUGGUAAGGCUACUGAUGCACGAAAAACUUCCCAGGCUGGUUCUAGUGGCAAACUUGCUUUCAGUUUAAAGCAAAAAUCAAAGCUAGUUCCACCCCCUAUUAAGUUGACUGAUGAGGAUGAAGAAGAAACUAAUGCCGGGGAUGUUUCAAAUGACGCACCGUCGAAACGGCAAAAGUUGGGUCAGGAUGAUGAUGCUGAGCAAUCAUCAAGACCACUUGAUGUUGCACCUCCUUCACCUAGUGAUCCUACUGUGAAGAAAGUUGCUGACAAACUAGCAAGUUUUGUGGCAAAAAACGGAAGGCAAUUUGAGGAUGUUACACGCCAAAAAAAUCCUGGCGAUACACCUUUCAAGUUUUUAUUUGAUGAACGAUGUGCUGACUACAAAUAUUAUGAAUAUAGGCUCGGACAAGAGGAAAAGACCCUUUUGCAGUAUAGGGAACCACAGGCAAUUCAUUAUGUUCCGCCACUGGGUACAAGCAUAUCGUCUUCCAGACCAGCAAAUGGUCCUCAGAGGUCUUCUGAGCAGCGGCCAACUUACCAAAUCCCUGCUUCUGCUUUAUAUGAAAGUGGUGAUGUACCAAGAACUUCGGGAUCUUCAGUGCAAGCAUUAUCAGUUGUAAGCUCUGCUGAGCCCAGUGGAUCAUCAAAUGCUGAUUCUUUAGCACUAAUGGAGUUCUACAUGAAGAAAGCUGCACGGGAAGAAAGGUCAAAACAACCUAAGCAGUCAAAAGAUGAGAUGCCCCCUCCUGCUUCUCUUCAAGGGAAGAAAGGCCAUCAUAUGGGUGAUUAUAUUCCCCUUGAAGAACUUGAGAAGUUCAUGGCUAGCUGUAAUGAUGCUGGAGCACAGAAAGUUUUGAAGGAGACUGCAGAGAAGGCCAAAAUCCAGGCGGAUAAUGUGGGCCACAAGCUUCUAUCAAAAAUGGGUUGGAAAGAAGGUGAGGGUUUAGGCGGCUCCAGGAAGGGUAUUUCGGAUCCUAUCAUGGCGGGAAAUGUUAAGAAAGAUCACUUGGGAGUAGGUGCUGUCCAACCUGGGGAGGUGACUUCUGAAGAUGACAUAUAUGAGCAGUACAAAAAGCGCAUGAUGCUUGGCUACCGUCACAGACCCAAUCCUCUGAACAAUCCUCGCAAGGCGUAUUACUGAACAUCACGAAUGAAGCCUUGUGCCAUGUUCAUUGUUGGAGAUAUGGAUUGAUGUGGUAAUAGGCUAACAGGAUUUUGUAAACAUUUAUGUUUUAUGAUAGGUUUUGCAUAUGUUGAACAUGAUAUUUUUCUUGUAUUAUUGGAGGGUAGGGAUAUGGUUGUGGUUUAUCGACCACAAGUUAGCAAACGAAGGUAAUGUUUUCACUGUUGGGCUUCGGAAUAUGUUAUCUUUCACUGGCACUCUUGAGCCUGAAAGCUUGUUCAUUUCAAGUUGCUUAGCAAUUUUUCGACUUAGCUAUUGCGCGGUGCGCUUUGAUAUUCUAGUCACUCCAAUAAUAUUCGGUUGUUAACUUCU
Lotus japonicus is the source of this 2824-nucleotide messenger RNA. Its product is annotated as SURP and G-patch domain-containing protein 1-like protein. The transcript is spliced from 8 exons. Gene Ontology annotation, molecular function: RNA binding. The coding region runs from base 1169 to 2470 and encodes 433 amino acids. Lineage: Eukaryota; Viridiplantae; Streptophyta; Magnoliopsida; Fabales; Fabaceae. Gene Ontology annotation, biological process: RNA processing. Gene Ontology annotation, cellular component: nucleoplasm. The record is from RefSeq and is a predicted model, not a curated record.